This is a messenger RNA of Phytomonas sp. Hart1, 2298 nucleotides long. The record is from the annotation of a GenBank genome assembly. Lineage: Eukaryota; Euglenozoa; Kinetoplastea; Trypanosomatida; Trypanosomatidae.
AUGCCGCUAGAAACAAUAAACCUGUCGAUUUCUAGACCUGAUCGCGAGGGAAGCAACACGCAUGGUGGUAAUAAUGGGAACGCUGCAUCCGAUGGAAAAGGUAGAGCAUUCCAGGCUACCCCAGAGGAACUAGGAGCUAUCCGAGAGAAGAUAAAGGACCCUGUUUUCGCCAAGCUAAUGCAUGAAUAUAUGGAGUCCCUGAGUGAUCCUGAAGUCUUACGCGAGGAGGAGGCUUACUUGGAACAAGCAGAGCGUGAGGCUAAAGAAGGCGGUGACUUUAGUUUCGAAUUUGUUUUUCCUCAUCCUGGGUUCGUCGUGGAGCUUAUGAAUCCCAUGACAAAAAUUAUUUCUGGGUCGGAUAUGAAGAAAUUUCUUCCCAUGGUAGCUGGGGCGGCUACCACACUGAAGGACAUCAGAAGCUUUGUCAAUAUGUGUUCCAGUGAGAAGGUUCCGGUAUACCGCGAGGAACCAACCGGCGAUCGAAUGGGAAGCAAUUGGCACGUACCGGUUUCCAUUUCACAAAAGCGAAUCGAACCAUUCAACGGUUUUAACAAGGGGAAGGAAGAGGCGGACGGAAAGUCAAGGAAAGGAGAAAAUAACAAGGUUGCCGAUUCAAAUAACGCAUGGUGUUAUGUGUACGACGCCGUAUUUCACCCUCAGACCCUCUCCCUUUCGGACCGGAGCAAUCGAUUCUUGUGUUUUCUUGUUGAGAUCGCUGUUGAGCACAUCAACAGCGGCUAUAAUGAGUCAAACGGAUUUGAGUUUACGCGACUGUCAAGCUCUGUCGCGACGGUGGUCGGUACGCUGAAGAAUCAAACCAUACGCACAAAGGAUAAAAAAGGGGCUUCAUUAUUUGAAGUCAAUCGAGACGCCCCCGUACUGACCAAGCCUACCGCUCAGCUACUGCAGACUGAGAAGGCGGAGACAGGGAGGAAUUCCCAGGUUUCCGCCCCUACAUCGACGUCGUCACGGGCCGAACGCCGCGGUGAGGUACCUGCGCCUACGCCGCAUGUGAAUAGCCCCAAAGUCAACGUCGGGAUGGAUCGGAAGCCCUUACUCCCUCCACAUAGCAUCCUUCACCGCGGUCAUAUUGACUUGACGGAUGCUUGGUCCUGGAAAGUGGUGGAUAAGCGCAUUGGGGUGCCAGAGGAGCUGGUGGUCAAAUUGACCUUUGACCGCGUGCAGGAUGCGUCGGGGCUGGAUAUCAGCAUCACCGAAGAUGGCAGCGCUCUGCGCAUCGACCCCACCACCGCCCAGAAUCACUACGAGGGCUUAGUAGUGCUGCCUUUUACAGUAGAGGAAACCCCCGCGAGUGCGCGUUUUGACCGCGCGACGCACGUCCUGACGCUCAUUCUGCGCGUCGUCCCGCCGGUUUUAUCCGAGCAGUCGGCCGCGGUUGCUGAAGAGGUGAAGCAGCGUUUUCGCGCGGUUGGUGGGUCGAACUCGCCUUCCGCGAAGGCGGACGGGGGGGAUCCUGAUGGGGUGGGUAUGUCGGGCGAUGCGCAAACCGGGGACGUCGUGGUGGACGAGCCUUGCCCUGUCGCCAGGGAGGCGAGGAAACCCCCGGCGGAGGAUGUUGAUAACCCUCAAGACGUCAGAUGCGCCCCUGAGGCGACUGGGAUCGCGUCGGAAUCGGCCUCCCUGGAUCCCUCAGCGGCGGAUGCCGGGAUGGGAACUGAAAGGGUGGAAUCUCCGCCGUGCGCUCUUCCCUAUGACCACGUCAACGUCCCCUCAAAGGAUGACGCAAGCUCCGAGGUCGAGUCGAUGCCCACACGAUCGAAGCCUCCGUCUAUUUUUAGAGCCCCGGUUGAUGAGCCUACCGUGUUUCAGGAAGGAAAAGAUGACUCAUUUCAGCAUUUUAACUGCAGUUCGAGGGCGCAGAUGGCAUUGUCCAAGAUCAUGGAAGCUCGGCGGGCUCGAGAAGCAGCUGCCCGCCCCGAGAGUGAGGCUGGACCUACCCAAGGCCAAGGAUUCGGGGAAGAGCGUGAAGUUUCAACGGUUUCUGAAAAAGAAGCAAAUAACCUUUUGGGUGUUGGUAGCGCGCCUGAUGAGAGCGAAGCAGCGGCGCUGGCUUCGGAACAGGAUGCAUGGGUGCAGAAGAUGAACGAGCAGAUGGCGGCGGUGUCCGCAAAAGAGGAUGAGGAGGCUGAGGCGGCUGCUUUAAAAGUGCAACGUGAUGCGGAGCGCUCCAAGAAGCGUCUGGAUAAACUAAUGGAAUUGGAGGAGAUGGAGAAACGGAUGCUCCAGAAGGCGAGGGUGAUUCCGUUGAAGAACCGGCACAUUUUUUCCAUCGAUUAG